AUGCAUCUCCUUAGAAUCAUUGCGGUCGCUCUAGGCGCUACCAGUUUAGCCCAAGCUGAUUCCAAGCCCGACAAUUCCUACAGUGAAGCCAUGAGCCUGGUUCACAGCCUCAAGGGGGACGGAGACGGAUUCCAUCACAUCGCAGACGACGGUAUAGCCCGCAAGUACGAUAGCAAGGGCAAGGUCGUCGAUGCAGUCCGCCUUACCAAUACCCAUCUAAUGGGAAUCGCCCAGCACAUGCCCAAGAAGGAAGACCAGGACCACCUCAAGGAGGUCUGGGGCAAGGUCGACAGUCGCAAGGUGGCUGAUGAGCACGUCUGGGAGCCACCGCACCACGUCAAACCGCUCAACCUCCAAGACCCGGAGCUGUACGAGUCGAAGCUGCAGUCUCCGAACCCGGAGAAGCGAGGCAAUCCUUUCUUUAUCAUGCCGCCAAGUAACCCGAAUCGCUACUGUGAAGGACAGACGUGCACAAGCGACGCCGCCUGGCUAUUUUGUGCUUAA
Messenger RNA from Penicillium samsonianum, 504 nucleotides. RefSeq lists its product as uncharacterized. The coding region runs from base 1 to 504 and encodes 167 amino acids. NCBI's taxonomy places the organism in Eukaryota, Fungi, Ascomycota, Eurotiomycetes, Eurotiales, Aspergillaceae. The record is from RefSeq and is a predicted model, not a curated record. The transcript is spliced from 3 exons.